AUGACAAAAACAAGUGGAUACAACAUUGCCGUAGGCCUCAUCGUGGCUGUCGGUAGCUUUACCUAUGGCUUUGGGUUUGCUUCGUUUGCUACCAGCAUUGGGCAGCCAGGCUUCUUCGCGUACUUCGGCCUUUCCUUGACUGGACCAAAUGCUGCCUAUACGAAUCAUAUCAUAGGAGCCGUCAAUGCGUUGUUCUUCUUUGGAGCCUGCGUCGGAGCCAUUGGAGGCGGGCCAACAGCUGACAAAAUUGGACGAAAGCAGUCCCUCUUCACGGCUUCCUUGAUCGCUAUCAUCGGAGGUGCUCUUACGGCUGGAAGCGUCCACGUUGCCAUGCUCAUCGUGGUUCGCAUUCUCCAGGGCAUUGGAUUAGGAGCACUGGCAACCCUGGUACCAAUAUAUCUCUCCGAGGCGUCGACUCCGUCGAAACGAGGAAUGCUGACGGGUCUUCAUGGAUUCUUCUUGGUGUCUGGAUACAACGUGUCCGCAUGGGUGGGUUUUGGUUGCUUCUUCUCCGACAAUCUUACGUUCGGGUGGAGAGGUCCAAUAGCUUUCACCUGCAUUCCUCCUCUCAUCCUUUUCAUCGGCUGCUUCUGGAUUCCAGAAUCCCCUCGAUGGCUACUGACAAAGAAUCGUGUUGAAGAAGCAUGGGCCGUUCUCAGCAAACUACACCAUGAUCCCAAUGAUCCAGACGGCGUAGCGGCGCACGAGGAGUUCUACCAAAUGCGAAAACAGAUCGAGCUCGAAUCAGUCAAUCCCACGGGCUACAAGGCCAUCUUCAGCACGCCGGCGUAUCGGAAAAGGGUCUUCCUUUCUUGUUUCGUUCAAUACGCGGCGAAUGCCACUGGUGGUCUGGUGAUAAACUACUACUCUGUGAUCAUCUAUGAGAAUUUGGGCUUGCACACUUAUCUACCGCUGCUCAUGUACUGUAUCUAUACAUUGAUUGGCGCACUUGGUAACCUCUUCUCCCUCCUUACCAUCGACAAGACCGGCCGGCGACCAGCCCUACUCACAGGCUUCACCGGUUGCUUAGUCUGCGUAGUAAUCGAAGCCGCGAUGGUAGGCGCAUACGUCCAAACACCCACCCCCAACAUCGCCGGCCAAAAGGUCGCCAUAGUCGCCAUCAUGUUCUUCGUAUUCUUCUACGGCCUCUUCAUCGACGCCGCAUCCUUCAUCUACAGCGCCGAGAUCCUGCCCACCAACAUCCGCUCCUCGGGCGUCGCAAUGGCGACAUUCACUUACUUUGCGGCAUGCAUCACGUUCGUCACACCAGGCGCCACGGCAAUCGCCAACAUCGGCUACAAGUAUUUCGUUAUCUUCGCGUGCCUCACAGUCGUCUCCAUCGCCGUCAUCUACUUUAUGUAUCCAGAAACAAAGGGCAAAUCAUUAGAGGAGCUCGCGGAGCUUUUCGGAGAUCCCGUCGUCGUGCAUCUUACCAACGCCACCGACGAGGAGAAGCAGAAAAUGGACAUGCAGAUCAAGAACGAACUGAUCGCAGAGCACCAAAAGGGAGUCGUCACUUGA
Molecule: messenger RNA, 1521 nt
Organism: Aaosphaeria arxii CBS 175.79
Lineage: Eukaryota; Fungi; Ascomycota; Dothideomycetes; Pleosporales
Product: general substrate transporter
Exons: 4
Coding region: 1-1521 (506 amino acids)
Biological process (GO): transmembrane transport; carbohydrate transport
Cellular component (GO): membrane
Molecular function (GO): carbohydrate:proton symporter activity
Source: RefSeq, a predicted model, not a curated record